CGCCGCCAUGCUAGCUAAAGGUUCUUAACCAAAGCUUAGGAAGGCCGUUGUGCAAGCCACUGCUUGGAGCUGUGAGGGGAGCGCGGGUGAGCUCGGAGCUGCGCCAUGGUCUGCCAGGAAAUUUCAGGGAGGAUUGACUGAGGUGAGAAGAAGAUGUCGUCGUCGUCGUCCUUGGAGUAGGUGGCACUUUGAAACGUCCACAGAAGGAGCAGUGUUUUCCCUGCUUGCCUUCACUUCUUGCUGGUGAGUGCAUCUGUCUCGUUGCCGCUCCUGCUGCCAUCCUUCCCUGACAUUGGAGUCAGCUUCUUGGGCCUUCCAGUGUGGACUGAAGACCACUGAAGAAGCUGUCCUGGUGCCUUCCGAGCCCUUAGUGCCAGAUUGAAGCUCUGAGGCUUCCAGCCUUGUGGAUGGAGCCUCUCCAUGAUGGAGACGGCCAUUGUUGGACUCUCCAGGCCUGAUGAGGGUUUGGUGAGCUUUGAGGAUCUGGUGGUGCAUUUCACCCAGGAUGAGUGGGAUUUGCUAGAUACUUCUCAGAAGACUCUCUACGGAGCUGUGAUGCUGGAGACCUUCAGGAACUUAACUGAUACAGGAUAUGAAUGGGAAGACCAGAAAAUUGAAGACCAUUUUGAAGAGUCUGAAAUAAAUCUAAGGAACAUCAUCUCUCACUCUGAAUGCACACAGUAUGAACAUGAGGAGUAUGAACAGAAGCCACAUGACUCCAAUUUUCUCACAAGUGUUGAAGGCUACAUGGGAACUCACACUGUGAAUGGGCCUUCUGAGUGUGAGGUAUGUUUAAAAUCCUAUGGACUAUAUCACCUGACUUACAAUGGACAUCACAACUAUGAGUACAAAGAGUGCGUAGGAAGCCAACCUGUACGAAAAAGUUAUGAAUGUAACCAGUGUGGUAAAACUCUGAGUUCUUACAAUUCUCUUCAAAGACAUCAGAAAAUUCAUAUUGAAGAAAGACCAUAUAAAUGUCAACAGUGUAGUAAGGCCUUCAGAUGUCUCAAUGCCCUUCAGUCACAUGAAAGAAUUCAUACUGGAGAAAAACCUUAUGAAUGUAAUCACUGUGGUACAGCUUUUAGCAGACUUACUCACUUGCGAUUGCAUGAAAAAGUUCAUACUGGAGAAAAACACUACGAAUGUAAACAAUGUAAUAUCGUUUUUAAAUCUCAGAGUUCCUAUCAUAGACAUAAGAUAAUGCAUGGAGAGACAUUCUAUAAUUGUAAAGAGUGUGGUAAGUCCUUCAUUUAUCCCUCUUUACUUCAAAUGCACGAAAGAACUCACACUGGUGAAAAACCCUAUGAGUGUAAACUAUGUGGGAAAACUUUUAGAUAUCAUUCUUCCAUACGAUUACAUGAAAGAACUCAUACAGGAGAAAAACCCUAUGAAUGUAAACACUGUGGAAAAGCCUUUACACGUCAGAGUUAUCUUCAGUUUCAUGAACGAAGCCACACUGGAGAGAAACCCUAUGAAUGUAAAGAAUGUGGUAAAGCCUUUAGACAUCACUCUUACCUUCGAUUACACGAGAGAAGACAUACUGGGGAGAAGCCGUACCAGUGCGUUCAGUGUGGCAGAUCCUUCAGCCGGCAGAGUUCCUUUAAGAGACACCAGUCUGUUCAUGCUGUGGAAAACCCCUAUAAAUGUCAACAAUAUUUAAUUCCUUUAUCCCUGUUUCCUUCAAAUGCAUGAAAGGAUUUACACCAACACCAAACCUUAUGCAUGUGAACAAUGUGAUAAAACGCUUAUCCCUAUUCACAGAAGAUACAUGUAAGAACUCAAAAUAGUUAUGAACCUAACGUAGUAUAGCCUUCAGGGGUCACAGGGAAUAUAGAACACCACCACCCGGAAGUACUUACCAAAGAUGGAAUCUUCUGCCCUUCAACUCCCAUGCAAGUUUGUGGAGAUCAUGUAUCUGAGGGAGAAGUAAUGCAGGAAAAAGUCCAGAAAAGAAGGACUGUGAGCCACAGUAAUUUAACUCCAGAGCCCUACAUCAAAGAGAGGCCAGCACAUGGACUCUGAUGGGUCAUUCCUACAACAAAGAGAGGCCAGCACAUGGACUCUGAUGGGUCAUUCCUACAACAAAGAGAGGAUGGAUCAUCUUGAGGUUAUAGAACCUCUUCUAGCCAACCUAGGAAACCAUUCCCUACAAUCACUAGACGGUAGGUCUGCCCUUUGAAUGGACUCUUUCGAUUUUAAAUGAAACCCCAUGGACUGAAAACAGUGUUCUUGAGACACAUGCUUGAAUCUGCUUCUAACUGUGGAAUGUAUUCUAUGCUGUUACCCUCAAGGUCAAUAAAUCUAUAUAUACUCUUAGUGUUACCACA
Molecule: messenger RNA, 2327 nt
Organism: Grammomys surdaster
Lineage: Eukaryota; Metazoa; Chordata; Mammalia; Rodentia; Muridae
Product: zinc finger protein 709-like
Exons: 5
Coding region: 421-1692 (423 amino acids)
Biological process (GO): negative regulation of transcription by RNA polymerase II
Molecular function (GO): DNA-binding transcription repressor activity, RNA polymerase II-specific
Source: RefSeq, a predicted model, not a curated record